AUGGCAGGGGAAGCAUUCAGAUACCGAACAAUCCUCGAAGUCGCCAUCAUCGCCGUGGUCAUCUACGUCUUGGUCGGAACGCCUGGCUUUUCCACGACGACCAACAGCAAGAGCCUACCUUCCCAGCAGCACGAAGUUCCCGUAGCCAAGGCAAAGAUCGAGCAACUGGUCUACCCAUCAAAGGACCUCAAAUGUCCGCGGCACGAUUACAAUGUCCAUGUUUUCGCGACGAGUCCUCUGGUGCUGUAUAUCGAUGGCUUUCUCUCCGAUGAAGAGGUGGACCACCUCAUCGUUUCCAGCAACGAUAAAUGGAAAGUCUCCACCGUGAGUAAUGAAGGCAGGGAGAUGGUCGACGACAGCGUGCGGAAGUCUGAAAAAGCCGCCAUCCCUCGCGACAAUAUCGUCCAAUGUAUCGAGGCACGCGCUUUAUCAUUCCAAGGCUGGCCGCAGGAGACCUUCAUCGAGCGGCUCUGGACGCAGCGGUAUAACGUCAGCGGACACUACGCAUUACACUACGACUGGGGCAUGGCGACGAAACAAUCCCGCCGCGUGAGUUCGUUCAUGGUGUAUCUCAAAGGAGACUGCGAAGGGGGCGGGACGAAUUUCCCUCGUUUGCCGCUGCCCAAGGAGGAGAAGUGGUGUGAGUUUAUUGAGUGUGGUGGCGAGGAGGGUGUUGAGGGCGUGACGUUUAAGCCUAGGAGUGGGAGUGCGGUGUUUUGGAUGAAUUUUGAUGCUGAGGGGAGGGGGUAUAAGGAGACGAUUCAUGCGGGGAUGCCGGUGCGGAGUGGACAGAAGAUUGGGUUGAAUAUUUGGUCGUGGUAUCAGGCCGGUCAUAAGAUUCCUGAUGAGCGGUAA
Messenger RNA from Zasmidium cellare ATCC 36951, 855 nucleotides. RefSeq lists its product as uncharacterized. Gene Ontology annotation, molecular function: L-ascorbic acid binding; iron ion binding; procollagen-proline 4-dioxygenase activity. Gene Ontology annotation, biological process: peptidyl-proline hydroxylation to 4-hydroxy-L-proline. Lineage: Eukaryota; Fungi; Ascomycota; Dothideomycetes; Mycosphaerellales; Mycosphaerellaceae. Gene Ontology annotation, cellular component: endoplasmic reticulum. The coding region runs from base 1 to 855 and encodes 284 amino acids. The record is from RefSeq and is a predicted model, not a curated record. The transcript has a single exon.